Molecule: messenger RNA, 1999 nt
Organism: Manis javanica (Malayan pangolin)
Lineage: Eukaryota; Metazoa; Chordata; Mammalia; Pholidota; Manidae
Gene: PROCA1
Product: protein interacting with cyclin A1
Biological process (GO): arachidonate secretion; phospholipid metabolic process
Molecular function (GO): A2-type glycerophospholipase activity
Source: RefSeq, a predicted model, not a curated record
GGAACUAGGGAGGGGUCUGAGGGCUGGGCCUGAGCGGCCGAGCUAAGGUUUAGAGAGAAAGGGGAGGUACUAAGGUUUAAAGGUGUCCUGCUGGGACAAAGAGGAACCAAGAAGGAACUGGGAAACCUCGGAUGAAGAGCGCGGCUGAAGUUUAGACUUGGGCUGAGAAGACAAAGUAGCCUAGAGAGGGAGGGGCUGGGGGUGAAGGGUUUGGGCAAGCAUGAGGCGGAGUUAAGGCCUGAGCUAGGGCAGAGCUGAGACUGGGUUUGCGGUUGGUUCGGCCAAGUUGAGGUUCAGGGUUGGACUUUUGCAACAAAUAGGCUUGUAGAGACCAACGGGCUUAGGACGAUGUGGGUCAGGACGACAAUGAGUAUUCAAAGGUGGACUAAGGAAAAGACUGAAGACAAUGCCAACACCUGGGAGGAAAAUAGCAGCGGUGACUCCACCGACGCUGACAGGUGCUGCUGGAAACAUAAGCAGUGCAGCAGGCACAUCUUUCACCCCUUCACCUCGGACUGUGCCCACCACGAUGUGCACCUGCACUCGAUCAGCCACUGUGACUGUGACUCUAGGUAAGGGCCCGUCUCCUUGGGAGACUCCAAGCCCAGAGCCCAGCCCCAUUUUUGUAAACCUGACUCUGCCCCAAGGGCAAUGGGGUGGAGGUUUUUUGGCAGCCUGGGCUGGGCCCAGUGGAAGCCUGCUGUCCUUCAGGCUCCUUGGUUCUGGGCCCCUGGGGAGUCUUGGAGGUGUGGGAGCCAGGCUGAGUCCCCUGUGUGGCAGGCUGAUGGACUGCUCAGAGAAGACAAAUAGCGGCAGCUCCCAAGACGUGGGCUCACCCUGUUUCAACAUCAUCCAAUCCCCUUGCUUUGGGCUCAUCCCAGAGGAAGAAUGUGUGGAGCGGUUCUGGUACAGCUGGUGCAAAGGCUACAGGCCCAUCUCUGUGGCAGUGAUCCACCACCCACUCCACCAUGACUAUGGGGCAGAUGACCUGAAUGAGGAGGAGGAAGAGGAGGAAGCAGCAAGCCAGCCUCCCAUUCCAGCCCAGGUGGUGCCCGCUGCCACACCCACUGACAUAUGCAUGAGCACCGUCUCAGUUCCCUCUGAUUUAGUGGCUCCCAUCACUAUCUGGCGCUCUGAGAGCCCCACAGGGAAGUCCCAGGGCAGCAGGGUGAUCAAGAAGGUAAAGAAGACAAAGGAAAAAGAGAAAGAUAAGGAGACGGAGGAGAAAGUAAAGCUAAAGAAAAAAGUCAAGAAGGACAAGGUGACUAAGAAGAAAAGCCCAAUUAAAUCAGGACCUUCGCCUCCAGACUUGAGUCGAUUGACAAGCCCAAGAGAGUCGGCCGGGAUGUCAGAGUCCAGCCCAGACAGUAGGAGAGACCUGGACAGUGAGAACAGUUACAGCGAUCCCAGGUGGGAGGAGCCCUCCAGCGAGGAUGUUGUAGAGUCUUUGUCACCCAGGAAGAAAGAGAACACAGUCCAGGCCAAGAAGCCUGGGGUGAAGGCCUUGCCAGUCAAGAAAGUCAUCAAGAGGAAAUCUCCCCCAGCAUCAAACCCCAAUCUCAGUUGAGGCCAGGGUGACCAGGGUGAAGAAUAAAAGGGAUCAAGCCUAUAGCUGAUCCCCUGCUGCUGUUCUGUCUCCCUUCAACCUGGCUGUUUCUAGGGGGAUGGGGUGGGCUCUGGGCACAGCUGGAGCCAGGUGGCUAGGGGGCUGCAAGGGUUUCUGAAGGGCAAUCCAUCUUUCAAGAGGAAGUCCAAGGGAAGGUAAUGGGAGAGUAGUGAGGAGCACAGCCUGUUUCUUAGAUCAUCCUAGGCCCAGGGCAGAAUAGCACAUUGGGGUCAGGUGGGAAGGAGGCAUCCUGUUCACUGGGAGACUGAUUUGUGUGAAUUCCACUAGGGGGCAGGCAGUACUGUCUGCAGUGAUGCCCUAAUAAAUUGAACUUUUCAACCCACUCUACCACUGUGCCUGGCCUUUGCCUCCUCUAAGGGGCCCUAGGGAAAG